This is a messenger RNA of Cetraspora pellucida, 429 nucleotides long. The record is from the annotation of a GenBank genome assembly. Lineage: Eukaryota; Fungi; Glomeromycota; Glomeromycetes; Diversisporales; Gigasporaceae.
AUGUCAUUUACGAAUACACCAAAGAAUUCCAACUUCAACGUUAAUACUUUGAAACUUACUCCUGAAAAAUUGGCUGAAUGGUCCAAACGACGUGCAUCAAACACUCACAAUAAUGAACCUUCACAACAGUCGUCCAAUGACUUUCCUUCACAACCGCCAACUAACUGCGCAUCUGACCCUCAGGAAAUAGAUGCAUGUAAGGAUUUACGUGGUAUUUCCAUAGAAAAAAUUCAAGAAUCCCAACUUUAUAUGAGUCAGGAUCUUGAUUAUCUUGAAAAGUCCUUGGAAUCUUUCGAAGACGAAUUAGCCGUAGCACGAGUAAGUAUAUGCGAGUUAAAGCAAGAUACUGCUAGACAAAUCACGAUUAAUAUAUUUGAACAGAUUGAGGAGAUGACAGGCAUAUUUAAAAUAGAUAUCGAUAUGCAAUAA